GAGGAGCAGAGUGAGAUAAUUAUUUUUAAUAAUAUUCUGUUUCAGUUUUUUGAAUAAAUCUGUCCCACUUCCACUGGAGGCAUUAAUGGAGUAAAUGCUGGAAGUACUAUACUAACCGAGAGGAAAACAUAAAUCCCAGUUCACAGUGUGGUGUGCUCUGAUAGUGAGAGCCCACCCAGCAGAGCAAGAUGGCUCCGCUCAGUACCACUAAUAAUCUACACAUUUGACGUGAUAUUAUUUACAAUAAAUCCAACUAUUAAUUACUUAAACAGUAACACAUUAUCAUCAGUAGAAGUUCUGUUGUUUUAUAGACUUAUUAAACAAAUAUUAUUUUUUGGUAAAUAAGUGUAAUAAUAAGGUAAUUGUGGAUUUAAAAUAAAAAUUAACAAGAAAACGGCCGGUUGGCGUGCCAGACAGGUAAAUUAACACAGUGCCAUUCUCAAAAUCACAUUGCUCAUUAUUUGAAAUUAAAUAAUUAUUAAGCGUGUAAUCGUGCUCUUUAAUAGUGAUUAAUUAAUUAUUUAACUAAAUAAUAGAAAUAAUAUAAUAAAAAAUUGAUAAUAAUAACAAAUGCAACGAAUUUUUUUAAAAUAUAUCAAUGUGAUGUUACGAACAAGAAUUAAUGAGUGGAUUAAGUGAUGACAUCUAAUUAAAAUGAGGUACAAUAAUAUUAAUCAUAAAAUUAAUAACUACCAUAAUAACAAUAAUAAUAUUAAAUAAUAAAAUUAAUAAUAGUAAUAUUACUAUUAGAGUAGUGAUUUUAGAAACAUAAAAUGGCAAAAAUGUUGCCAAAAGGGACUUUUUUAAAUUUUAUAUAAAGAUUGCAAUACAACGACCAAAGAUAGUUAAAGCUGCAGAGACUUGAGAGUUAACAAUAAUUGUUGGGAUGUGCUGGCCAUAUUGUGUCUAAGAGAGUUAACAUUGAAAUCCAGUGGCGAGUGAUAAUAAUUUUGCUAAUUAUAAACAGCUAGCUAAUUAAAUUAAGCUGAAAAAAAUUAUUAUAACAAUUAUUAUAGUUAUAACAACAAAUGAGUUUUAACAUGGCACGUAAAAGUGAUAAUGUUAAGUGUAUUAACAUUGCGGUCGUUGGUUUGUCUGGUACUGAAAAAGACAAAGGACAAGUUGGAGUUGGGAAGUCAUGUCUUUGCAAUCGAUUUAUGAGAUCACUUAGCGAUGACUAUAGUGUUGAUCAUAUUUCUGUCUUAUCACAGUCGGAUUUCAGUGGUCGUGUUGUAAAUAAUGAUCACUUUUUAUACUGGGGAGAAGUGACAAAAGUUGCUGAAGAUGGAACAGAGUAUCAAUUUCAAGUAAUAGAACAAUCAGAAUUCAUAGACGAUGCAUCAUUUCAACCAUUCAAAGGCGGGAAAAUGGAGCCGUAUGCCAAGCGAUGCGCUGCUACUAAAAUAACCAGCGCUGAAAAAUUAAUGUACAUUUGUAAGAAUCAAUUAGGAAUAGAGAAAGAGUACGAACAAAAAGUAUUGCCUGAUGGUAAAUUAAAUAUCGAUGGUUUUUUAUGUGUAUUUGACGUUAGCGUGGUACCGAAUCGUUCAAUAGAAAAACAAAUAGAAAUAGUAUCGAAUAUUCUGAAUAAUUUGAUAAAAACUAAAAAACCAAUUGUAUUAGUGACUACCAAAAACGACGACGCUAAUGAACAGUACGUAAAGGAGGCUGAAAAAUUAAUAUCACGCAAAGAGUACAAGAGUUCUAUUUCUGUUGUCGAAACAUCAUCUCACGAGAACAUAAAUAUUGAUGCUGCAUUUCUAGUCCUGGCACAAAUUAUUGAUAAAACUAAAGUUAGGAGUAAGAUAAUACCUUUUAGUGAAGCCGCUAGAUUAAGAAAAGAGCUAUUAGAUGCUUCAACAGAAUCCUUGCAAAGAUUAAUUCGUAUACAUGUUACGGAUUACCGCGCACUAUGGUCACAAGCUUCGAAAAAACUUGCUCAGCACAAAGAGUUUAAUAACUUUGUUGAAUUGUUUGGUAUCGACGCUACGCAGAGGCUAUUCAGGCGACAUAUUAAAAAGUUGAAGGAUGAACAAAUAGCCAAAAAAAUACAAGGGUAUUUAGAUAUGUUGCCAGAUAUUCUUCAUGAAAUUUGUCCUGACAUUUCCAGUCUUAUUAAUGAAGAAUGGUCAACAGUACAACAAUUUAUAAAAGAACAUCCAGAUUUUCAUCAACACUUCUACGAAUGUCCUGAAGACAUAUCGUGGAUCGAUUACGACUUUGGUGAAAAUAAUACCUCAAAAAUUCCAUAUGAAGUUCUUGAGACACCGGAAGCUGAGACAGUCUUUAAAAAUCACAUCAACGCUUUGCAACAGGAACAAAGACGUUUAGAAUGGAAAAAGCAAUUUAAACAAUUGCUAGAGGAAACUGGGUACGUAACGCCUGGAAAACAUUUGUCAGAAGUACGAGUACUAUUCAUGGGUCGCGAAUGUUUUGAAGCACUUUCUCAUCAUGAUUGUCAAGAAAUUUACGAGCAACAUCAGAAAGAAAUAAUUGAGAGAGCUAAACAUAAUUUUCAAGAACUUUUACUCGAGCACGCGGACUUGUUUUAUCACUUUAAAAGCAUAGCUCCGUCUGGCACUAUUACGCAAGAUGAUAUUAAGGAAAUAACAGACGCUUUAAUAGAUGACUUUAGGUACAAGACAUUGGAUAGACUUGAUCAGGAUAGAAAAUUGAUGCUUUUCCAACAUCUUGGUUUCGUUCAUUGUCCAAUUAGAGAACAUUGUCCGGCAUUUCCCAACUGUAUGGAUGCUCUUAUUGAAAGAAUACUUGGCACUAAGGCUCACAGACCGUCAUCAUGGAAUCACAGCAGUCAAUGGCAAUUAACAUCCGAAAAUAAUCAAUUAAAUUUAGUAAUACUAGGUAGCAAUGGACUUGGAAGUGAAUUCGCUCAGGAAAUAAAAAUGCAAACAGAUGACGAUGAAGUGGAAAUUGAUUGUCAGUUAUAUACACUCGGUUAUCGAGUUAUUGACGGUGACGUUGGAUUACCGCACAAUUCAUUUACAACGUCGGAUUUUAUGCCACAUGGUUCAUUCUGUAUCUACGCAAAUGAAGACUCAUUUGAAUACAUACGGUUGUCGUUGGAAAAAACAUUGCUUUCAAAUUUGGAGCAGGAAGAUCGAUUGCCAUUUCAGGGAUUACCAAUAGUAAUAAUGUUCGUACCUGACAUAACUAUUGACGAAAUGGAGGCAAUGAGACUACGGGAGGAGGGACAAAAUUUAUCUGACAGUUUACAGUGUCCGUUCAUCGACGUCUGUGUCGAAGAUUUGGAGCCAGAUAAGCGCUUUCCUCACUCAUUAGUCAAAGAGGCCCUUCAGCAGCUCAUACAGUCGAUUAAUCAUCGUGCUGGUUUUUUAAAUAUUUACCAAAGUGUUAUUGAAUGCCUGGAACCCGAUAUCAGAAUAAUAAUGUGUAUGUUUUGCGGUGAUCCUUACUCAGUGGAAAAUGUUCUGGGUCCUCUAUUAAGCCAUCAGUGUUGUUUUUUAAGCGGUGAAAAGUCAAUUGUUCUUGAAACAUUUCUCGGCGACUCUAAGCGACGUGUUGAAGUUAUUAUAUCGAGCUUUCACGGUGCUAAUGCAUUUCGUGAUGAAUUAGUUCAUGGCUUUAUUUUAGUUUACUCAACUAAAAGAAAAGCUUCUUUAGCAACUCUCAAUGCAUUUUCAAUGAACAUCCCAAAUCUACCAAUUCAAAUAAUGGCAGUAACGGACACCGGCGGUGCAAACGCUUUCUUCAGUAAUGAUCUAUCUCAUAUGCUUAUCACUGAAGGAAACGCAACCGCAGACCGACUUCAAGCGCAUUUCAUGACUUCAGCUUCUAGUUGUCAACAAAAAACGGCAUUUUACACGCCAUUCUUCAAGGAAGUUUGGGAGAAAAAACCCGAAAUCGAGCAAGCUUUUAAUAUGGAAGAACCCAGUAAUUUAAAUGACAGUGGUGAAGGUACUUUGGAAUACUCGGCAUUACAUCCGAUGCCACCACCAAGGCAUGAGAGUUAUCAUCUUCAGACUCCAGACGAUGGUAUGUCUGUAACUUUCAGAAGUGGAUCGGAGUCGUACGAGCAAUUGACGCCUGAUGGUGAACUCGGAGAUACAGUAUUGAAUGAACAAUUUAAUGAUCAUCGGGCCACACCUAGCGAUGACAGUGAUAUUUACAGUCAAGUUGAUUUUCAUCGGGAAGAAAGAGAACGUGAGUUACUCAAAGGCGGGGACUUUGCUAAUAAGUUAACAGGAUGGGUGAAAGAUACAUUCAAUAUGCAUCACGAUGGAGUAUCAAACACGUACUCGCACCGAGCAUUUACUACAGGCCGUAGAAACAUCUCGCAGACAAAGUCACGACCGAAAGGCAACAGCCAAACGUUAAAACAACCGGGUAAAAUAAAUUUAAAAGACUUUUCUAACGUGACGGAUGCGAUAGCACGUAUGAGUGUUGGAGAAAAAAUGGAGCAUGGUUCGAAAAUGAUGGGCCAUGCGCCGCUAGCUACUCCGGAACUUGUAGAUCUUGAGUACGCUCAUCCCAAAGACGUUGUGACUAAUCUUUAUCCGGCUUACGAGGGAGAGUAUGCGUACGCUCUUGUGCAGGAUUCUAUUUCGAAUAAUAAAUCUAAAUUACGGCAUAGACGUGAAAAAGGUCAACCUUCAUACAGCGAUUCCGACUCGGAGUGGAGUUCACUGGAGCGUCAGCGGGCGGACGCUCUCAGCAAGACGAAUAAAAAACCCUCGAGUUACAAGCGGACACGUAAGAAACGUACCGCAAUACCAGUAGCAACUCCAAAAGUACCUUCUCUAGCUAGUAUGGUCAGUGGAGACGGUAGCAUUGGUAUCAAUUUCACCAAGGACGACAAGAAUUGGCGUAUUGAUCCAACUGAACGUGUAUCAAGUGAAACACCAGAUAGUUCUGAGUCAAGUGAACCAGAGCACGGUACAAGAUCAAGAUUAAAACCAAAUAAACAUGCCGGUGCGGUUAGUGUGAGAAAGAGAUUUGGAAAUUCAGCGGCUACGCUGCAGCAUCCCUUCAACCUAAAACAUGUGACUCAGGAUAUGUUCAGUGUGUCCUAUGAUGAAUCCAGUCUGGACGUCUCUUCACCUCGGGAAAUAAAUUCACCUAGUUUUGGAAUAUUAACGAAGGGUAAGGACUGUGACAAGCUGACGCGCAAGAAGGACAAGCAAAAGGCUAAGGAGGACGAGAAGUUGGAAAAGCGAAGGCAGAAAGAGGAGAAACUCAAAAAACAUGCAGAAAAAGAGCGAGAGCGCGAGAAAAAGAAGCAGGAGAAGAUUAAACAAACCAAAGGACCUGGUGGUACUGGGGGCGCAGGUGCCUCUUUAACGGGUCAAAGUCAAUUGUCACUCAUUGAAGAUUUCGCACAGAGUGAAACAAACCGGAUACCCUUAUUUUUGGAAAAGUGCGUGCGGUUUAUUGAAGAAGAGGGACUGGAUUCUGAGGGAAUUUACAGGGUUCCUGGAAAUCGGGCUCAUGUUGAGUUACUUUUCCAGAAAUUCGAAGAAGAUGGUAAUGUUGAUAUACAUCUAUUGGACAUUCCGGUAAACGCAGUUGCAACAGCACUCAAGGACUUCUUUUCAAAGCGAUUACCACCACUUAUUGACAAGGAACGUAUGAUUGAAUUAGAAAAUAUCUCUGGUGCAAGGGGUACAAGUAAGCCAAUGUCUGCAACGGGUAUGAAUAUGGAAGAUCCUAGCUGUAGAUUACUCGCCUUACGAUCAAUGCUUAACCAAUUAAACCCAGUUAAUUUUGAUGUUUUGAAAUUUAUAUUUCAACAUUUCGUAAAGGUGGCUGAGAACUGUAAGUUAAAUAGCAUGGAUAGUAAAAAUUUGGCAAUUUGUUGGUGGCCGACGUUAUUGCCAAUAGAAUUUAACGACUUGGGUAGAUUUGAAGCCAUGAGACCUUAUUUGGAGGACGUUGUUCAAACGAUGAUCGAUCAGUAUCCCUUUCUUUUCUGUGACAAAGAAGCUAUCGUCAUGGUCUAGUAAUGGACUAUCACUAUCAAUAUACAACAAAUUAGGAUCUAUAUUAAUGAAAAAAGUACAUUUUUAAAUCACAGAGGUUUUAUUCCUCUUUUAAUAAUAAUAAUACUAAUACUAAUAAUAAUCAUUAAAAUAUACAAAGCAAAUAAAUUUGCACUAGUCCAAUUGUACUGGGUUAAAAAAUCGGUCAUAAUUUGAAGCGUCAAAAAAUUUUUAAAUAUAUUAUCAUCGGUCGAGUUAUAACAACGAGUCAAUCAUGGUGUCAUAUAAGUAUGCAUGUAUUUUAGAAAUAUUAUAUAUAUUGACGGUUUUAUUAAUUCAUUUCAAAUACUAAUCAUUUUUAGGAUGUAAGUUGCGAAUAAUUUUUUAGCGUCUUUCAAAUUUUUUUUUCGCAAUUUAUUUA
This is a messenger RNA of Cotesia glomerata, 6378 nucleotides long. RefSeq names its product rho GTPase-activating protein 190 (gene RhoGAPp190). Gene Ontology annotation, biological process: signal transduction. Gene Ontology annotation, molecular function: GTPase activity; GTP binding. The transcript is spliced from 21 exons. NCBI's taxonomy places the organism in Eukaryota, Metazoa, Arthropoda, Insecta, Hymenoptera, Braconidae. The record is from RefSeq and is a predicted model, not a curated record. The coding region runs from base 1029 to 5978 and encodes 1649 amino acids.